AAAAUCUAAGCUACAUUCAUUGUAAAUUACAAACCCUAUUUUUCUAACCCCAUUUCUUGAGCAGCCGCCCUCCUCCAUUUUCGUUCACCACGCAGUCGGCCUCCUCUUCCAUCAAAUUCUGUCAAGUUUCCAGCCGUCCUCCUCCUCCUCCACGACUCAGCCGCCCUCCUCUUCCAUCCUUUUCUGUCACGACUCAGCCGCCCUCCUCUUCCAUCCUUUUCUGUCACGACCCAGCUGUAGGUUUAUUUGCUAGAUUACUUGUCUGAUUAGAACAAUAGUUAAGAUGGACUUUGAUGAGUAUGAAUACCUGGAGAAAACAGUUGAAAACCCUGAACCUCAUAAGACAAAGGAAGCUGCCAAUGGUGGUGAUGGUGCCAUGAAGUCUGGGGAGAAAGAUAGCAGUCGCAGUUCAAAACAUAGGAGCAACGAGAAGGAUGAUGGGGAUGAUGACAACCGUCGCUCAAAGCGCCCAAAAUCUGGAGAUGAGUCUCGUGAUCCUGAUCAGCGUAAAGAACGCGGUUCAUCUCGUCAGCGAUCACGAUCUAGAGAUGGAGAGAGGGACCAUCAUCGAAGUAGCCGAGAACAUAAAGAUAGGGAUAGAGGUAGAGAGAGGGAGAAAGAAAGAGAUAGGGAAGAAAGAAAUGGGAAAGAGAGAGACAGAGAUAGAGAUAGAGAGCGGGAACGUGAACGGGAACGUGAUCGGGACAGGAAGGAGCGGGAUCGUGAAAGUGAAAAGGACAAGGAAAGGGAAAAAGAGCGUUCACGCCGAAGCAGGAGCAGAUCUGAUAAGCAUCGAAUUGAGUUGGAUGAGAAGGAGAGAGAAAAGAGCCGUGACAGGGAAUUUCGAGAAAGAGAAAGAGAGAGGGAGUCCAGGGAACGUGAUAGGGAAAGCAGAAGAUAUAAUAAAGAGAAAAAGGAAGAAGCUGCAGAGCCAGAAGCUGAUCCUGAACGGGAUCAGAGAACAGUAUUUGCGUAUCAAAUAUGCCUGAAGGCAGAUGAGAGAGAUGUCUAUGAAUUUUUCUCGAGGGCUGGCAAGGUGCGAGAUGUACGGCUCAUAAUGGAUCGCAAUUCAAGACGUUCAAAGGGAGUGGGGUAUAUUGAAUUCUAUGAUGUUAUGUCAGUGCCAAUGGCCAUAGCACUCUCUGGGCAACCUCUUCUUGGUCAACCAGUAAUGGUGAAACCUUCAGAAGCCGAAAAAAAUCUUGUUCAGUCGACUACAACUGUGAAUGCUGGAUCUGGUCCAUACUCUGGUGGGGCUAGAAGGUUGUAUGUUGGCAAUCUGCACUUUAACAUAACAGAAGAUCAGCUUCGACAGGUUUUUGAGCCAUUUGGUAUUGUGGAGUUGGUGCAAUUGCCUCUUGAUGAAACUGGCCACUGUAAAGGCUUUGGGUUUGUUCAGUUUGCGCGUCUUGAAGAUGCUAAGAAUGCCUUAAAUUUGAAUGGACAAGUGGAGAUUGCAGGUCGGCCAAUCAAGGUGUCAACUGUUACUGAUCAAACAGGAAUGCAAGACAGUACAACAAAUGCUGGUGAUUUUGAUGAUGAUGAAGGUGGUGGCUUGGCUCUGAAUGCACGUUCUCGAGCAAUUUUGAUGCAGAAGUUGGAUCGCAGUGGCACCGCCUCAAGUAUUGCUGGUUCAUUGGGAACAUCUGCUGCAAGUACUGGCCUUGCUGUACCAACAGCACCAAUUCUUGGUGCUGCACCUGUCAUACCUCCUAUUGUUGCUCCUCUUAUUUCGGGUUCUGCUCCUGCUUUCCCUGGACUUCCAGGUGCAAGUGUUCAGCUUCCUGGUGCUAUUCCUUCAGUGGAUACAAUUGGCGUCCCAAGUGAAUGUUUAUUACUGAAGAAUAUGUUUGAUCCAAGUAUAGAGACGGAACCAGACUUUGAUUUGGAUAUUAAAGAAGAUGUUCAACUGGAAUGCUCCAAAUUCGGAAAUCUGCAGCAUAUUUAUGUGGACAAGAAUAGUGCUGGGUUUGUGUAUCUGAGAUUUGAGAAUACACAAUCUGCUAUUAGUGCACAACGGGCGUUGCAUGGUAGAUGGUUUGCUGGCAAGAUGAUCACUGCAACAUUCAUGGUACCCCAGGUCUAUGAGACUAAAUUCCCGGAUAGCAGAUAGGAAUAGAUUUUGGAUAUAUGCCUGAAGAUUUCAAUAUUCUUAUUUGCGCGGAUGUUCGCACGAGUUGAAUCGGGGUAGCAUCUGUUUGUCAUUUUAAUACUCGAAGAUGGCAGUUUAGUUUCUGUUGUGGUCUCAUUUGUAAUUUUUCAUGUCUCGACUACAUAUUGUUAUAUAACUUCUCUCUCUGGAAAAUAUCAAGAGUAGGUUGUUCUGUA
Molecule: messenger RNA, 2328 nt
Organism: Ricinus communis (castor bean)
Lineage: Eukaryota; Viridiplantae; Streptophyta; Magnoliopsida; Malpighiales; Euphorbiaceae
Product: RNA-binding protein 39
Exons: 14
Coding region: 284-2113 (609 amino acids)
Biological process (GO): mRNA processing
Cellular component (GO): nucleus
Molecular function (GO): RNA binding
Source: RefSeq, a predicted model, not a curated record